AUGCGAGUCAGCCCCAUCCGCAUCCCAACUGUCAGCAAUGAUGGCGACUGGGACUCUUGCUUCCAGGUGUCACAGCAAACCAAGGUCCCAGCACACCAGGAAAUGGAUGAUUUGUGUCCCACUGAGGUUUCUGGAGAAAGUGAAGAAGACAGUACAGCCAAGGAGGAGGAGGAGACAGUCGUAGGGCCCAUGUUUCUUCCCAAAGACAAAUUAGCCCAGUCCCAGAAGAAAAUUACAGUGCUGAUUAAGGAAAAAAUGCAUACCCAAGCAAACAAAGAGCUGAUUCGCUGUGUGAUUCUUUCUCGGAUUAUUUUUGGAGAAGAGCAUUGGAAAUGUGCACAGGCUUUGACCAACCUGGCUUAUGGCUACCUGACACUGAGAGGCCUCCCAGUUCAGGCCAAGAAACACGCUGAGUCAGCCAGGAGCACGCUGGUGACCUGGAAGGUGAACACGACCUCAAACAAGGAGAAAAAUGAAAUUGUGGAAACUCUGGUCAUGCUCUACUACACUCUGGGAGUGGCCUGGCUCCUGCAGAACCAUGGCAGAGAGGCCUACUUCAACCUGCAGAAGGCAGACAGCAGCAUGAAGGAGCUGACAGAACUAACUAAGGGAAGCAUUGCUGGAUUACAGGUCUCAGAGAAAGAUGUAACAGUUGCUUUGGGAAGAGCCUCCGUGGCCAUCCGCAGGUUGAACCUAGGGCUGGCAUAUUUUGAAAAGGCAAUUGGCAAUGUCAUUGCUGCUAAGGGUGAAAAGACGAUCGAUCUGAUCAGUCUCUAUGAGGAAACUGCUCAGAUCGAGCAGCUGAGGAGGAACCACAAGCAGGCCAUCCAGUACUUACAGCAGGCCUACUCUAUCUGCGUGUCUACGUUCACCGAAGUCAGCCCCAGAACUGCAGAGGCGAGUGCAUUACUAGCUAAAGCAUAUGCCAUGUCUAGAGACGUCCAACACAGGGAUGCUGUUGAGCUAUAUUUUGUAAAAAGUAUCACUGCAUACCAAGCAACAUUGGGCUCAGAGGAUUCUGAAACAAUAACAACCAUUGAGGAGUUUUCCAAAUGGCUUGUCCAAAAUGGGGAGAAACAGGAGGCUUACAAGCUGCUGAAGGCUACAUUGAAGUCCCAGGUUCUGAGCCAUGGUGGCUGCAGCCCAGAAGUGGCUCAAACCUUUUAUAACUUGGGCAGCGUCUGCUUUGCCAAAGGAGAACUCAAAAAGGCAAUUCAAUUGCUGAAGAAGUGUCUGAUGAUUCAAGUCUUUCUAUAUGGAAGUGAGCACAGUAAAAGCAGAGAGACAAAACAGUUCCUUACCCUGCUGCAAAGGUAA
Chrysochloris asiatica (Cape golden mole) is the source of this 1317-nucleotide messenger RNA. RefSeq names its product tetratricopeptide repeat domain 23-like (gene TTC23L). NCBI's taxonomy places the organism in Eukaryota, Metazoa, Chordata, Mammalia, Afrosoricida, Chrysochloridae. The coding region runs from base 1 to 1317 and encodes 438 amino acids. The transcript is spliced from 10 exons. Gene Ontology annotation, molecular function: protein binding. The record is from RefSeq and is a predicted model, not a curated record.